AUGAACCAACAUUCGAUCCCUGUUUGGGUCAUUGUUCACGUUCGACGCGAGUGGACCUCCCGGCUGAACUUCUACACCCUUGUGUUGCAGGCCCUGGCCGAGGAUCUUUUUGAAAUCGAGACACGUCCGAAUUCUAUUAUUCCUGGACGUGUCACUGGGUAUAUCAUUCCAGUCCGAGCAAAUGGGACCACCUCGAUCAGCCGGCAACGUAGCCAAUUUCGAAAAAUGGCAGAAAGUAUAGUUUACGAAUACUACCAGCAAGCUCGAGAUGAAGAGUAUCGACAGCGUCAUCCGUCGAACUCGUCUCAUGAGCCGGCGGGGGAAUAUCAGGCAUGUGAGAUUCCUGCAGAAGCCAAAAUCCACGAUCAUGGCCUGCAGCGCGUCGCGUUCAGGGAGGCCCGUCGAGCUAUCACCAAAAUGUUGAACGAAGCCGUGGUGCAGGAAGAAGAGGCCGCCGAGCGAGUCAUGCAUGAGAAACUUGCUUCUGCUAUUGCCGACUUUUGGUGA
Aspergillus affinis is the source of this 507-nucleotide messenger RNA. RefSeq lists its product as uncharacterized. The record is from RefSeq and is a predicted model, not a curated record. Lineage: Eukaryota; Fungi; Ascomycota; Eurotiomycetes; Eurotiales; Aspergillaceae. The transcript has 2 exons. Bases 1 to 507 code for a protein of 168 amino acids.